Labeo rohita (rohu) is the source of this 3847-nucleotide messenger RNA. RefSeq names its product D site albumin promoter binding protein b (gene dbpb). Gene Ontology annotation, molecular function: RNA polymerase II cis-regulatory region sequence-specific DNA binding; DNA-binding transcription factor activity, RNA polymerase II-specific. NCBI's taxonomy places the organism in Eukaryota, Metazoa, Chordata, Actinopteri, Cypriniformes, Cyprinidae. Gene Ontology annotation, cellular component: nucleus. The record is from RefSeq and is a predicted model, not a curated record. Bases 945 to 2066 code for a protein of 373 amino acids. Gene Ontology annotation, biological process: regulation of transcription by RNA polymerase II. The transcript is spliced from 6 exons.
ACGCAAACGUGUAUUUGCCGUCUCCUCUCGCAUGAUGCUCACGUUUCCUGCGGAUUACUAGUGAAGUGAAAAAGUGUGUCCGUUCGCUUGAUAGUCUUUUUUGUGUUGUUGUUUCGCCAGAAGCAUAGGACUGAGUGUAAAAACAACUGACAGGUGCCUAACAUAGGCGUCAUCUGGACAGCUGGGAGUGAAAUUAUCGACCAAUUUGUUUUUAAUCAGCGCUACCAACCCCCGAGGAGCGUGCCUGUCACGAGGGGGCGUGCCUUAUUAAUAUUAAUCAGCGAUGCGCCUAUGUGCCGUGUUCGCGCUUUUACUCGGAGAGGUGUGACGUCACGUGAGUGGCCCGUGUUCGUUCCAGCUGAGCGAAAAGCUCGGGCGGCUCAAGCUCAAAGCGUGCGGUAACACACAUGCAGAGAGAACUGAACAGAAGGGGGUGACCACAGGGGGAAAACGCGAUUGAGCGACUGAAUGGAAAAAAACGUCAACAUCCCACCAAUAGCGCUACGCAGCAGAAAUUGACUCAGCAACACUUACUUCGUUUUGUUUUCAUUUGUUAUUUUGGAGACGACGCAAGUUUCCAGCAUUCAAGAGUUGAGCGCGCAUUCACGUUAUUGGAUUUUUUAUUCUCCGAGAUUUUUCCUUUCAGCACUGUUUUCUACCGAAACCGCUGUGUCCGGUUAAUUUGUUGCGUUUUUUCCACGUCGGUCUUGGACAUCGCUAUUCUUGACAUUCGUCUGUUUGUAUUUAUAAAAGUUACAGCUGAAGAUCAUCUGUCAACAUUUUCUGGAAUUACUGGGAAUGUAUAUUUGCAUGCACUCUGACCAUCUACAAUCAAAUGCAACCAGAAUGCAUCUCAUCGUUUAAAACCUUAUUUUCAUAUAAAGAAUAGUAUUGAAUCACCCACACAUCUAGCGGUCAAGGGAGCUCAAUCCGGCUGACGUUGGAUGAUGGCCAGGCCGCUUUCACAGCUCCUUCCCCCGGACCUUCCCUCUGCCGGAGCCAGUCCACAGUUUGGCAACAGUAGCCAGGCAGGAGGCACACUUAACGGAGGACACUUAAACUCCGCUGCAAACUUAAAGUCGCUCCUACAGCUUCCAGUGAAGGGCGACCAGCGCGGCAAAGACUGUACAGAAAUGAAGGGUAAGGACAGGAUGGAUAUCGACGAAGACUCUCUCGGUCGUUGCCCUUUGCGCAACGGCUGCAGCAAUGGACUAGUCGCCGACAGCAACGGCGCAGGCACGGGCAGCUUCUCUAACAGCAACAACAGUUCCUUCCUGGGCCCGUUGCUAUGGGAACGAACAUUACCGUGUGAUGGCGGCCUGUUCCAGUUGCAGUACAUGGAUCUCGAGGAGUUUCUGACGGAGAACGGCAUGAGCAGCAUGCACAGUACCUCCAACUCCACCUCGGCUCAGAUACCCUCUCAAAGCCCCCAGUCCGCCAUCCCCAACCAGGGCUCCCAGUGCCUCCCCACCUCGCCCCCACACUGCUCCUCAUCCUCCUCGCCGACAGCCACCACCGCCUCUUCCUCGCCCUCUCUGCUCGGGCUGGACAUGCACACGCCGCAAAGCAUGCUGGGAACCGGAGACUGCUUGCACGGCACUCCGCCAGGCAGCUUGGAGCCAACACCCUCACCAUCUUCCACCACGUGUCCACCACUCCCUACUCCACCCAUCGCAAACUGCAAUGACAUGUUGGCGCCUUUCGACCCCGAUCCUGCGGAUGUUGCGUUAUCGAGUGUGCCUGGACAGGAGGCGUUUGACCCCCGCAGGCAUCGGUUCAGUGAGGAAGAGCUCAAACCUCAACCCAUGAUUAAAAAGGCCCGCAAAAUGCUGGUCCCCGAUGACCUAAAGGAUGAGAAGUAUUGGAGUCGCCGUUGUAAGAACAACGAAGCCGCGAAGCGUUCUCGCGACGCUCGUCGACUGAAGGAGAACCAGAUCUCGGUGCGCGCCGCCUUCCUGGAGCGCGAGAACGCGGCACUCAGACAGGAAGUAGCCGACAUGCGCAAAGAGCUCGGCCGGUGUCGUAACAUCCUGAACAAAUACGAGAGCCAUCACAUGGAUCAAUAAGGAGGCGAAAUGUUAUGAGAUGAUGGAUGGAGAACGCAAUGAAUGUUUUUAAGACGGACUAAAGUGCAUCAGAUAUAGCGUGAUGUAUGAAGACGGCACAAGAGCUCGAGUUUGAAACUGGAGUGAGAGAGCGUGUCACCUCUCUUCGUUUUUGUUUGUUUGUUCGUUCGUUUUUUUCAGUAGGUACCGUGGCAAGAUUUUAAUUAUGGAGAGAAUUGUAUAUUUUUAUAUAAUAGAAAUAUGCUUAAUGGGGAAAGGAAAAUUUUGAAAAUAAUUUUUGUAUAUUUUCUAUAUCUUUUGGAGAGCUGUAAAGUAGUGGUAGAGGGAAGCGGUUGAGGUAUCACUGUAACAUAAAAUCAGGUUCACGUGGUAUUUUUGAAGCGAAACUUUUGAUCUUGUGAAGGAUAUAAAUGAGAGGCCGAACUAAGCCUAGGACAUCAGAAACGUUUAGAAACUAUCUUUCUAGAGAAAUCAAACUGUAAAAUACUGAGAAAAAAAUUUCAAUUUGUAUAGAAAUGUUAAUAUAGAUUUAUUCAAGCACUUAAGUUGCGAUAAACCUGAAGGGCGACCGAGAAUAAGGGGAAUGAUGGGUGCGUCUCAAAACAUUGUUUAUCAGUCUACUGCUGAUAUUUAUUUGUCAUUCUCAUAGGAAAACUGAACAUGUAACGAGGGCGAGAAGAUGGUAAAGAAAGACAUGCAUUAAUUAUCACAUUUUAUCUGCAUUUUUUGUGUUAUUUCAUUUAAUGGUGAACUCAGUAGGAUUCUUUCUCUUCUUAAAGUUGGUAUCUCUUGUCUACAACGUACUCAUCUUUUUAUAGGAAUCUGACUCACAGUUGCAAACAGCGUACAUCCACAAUGUGCAGAUCUUAAGCGAACUUGCAGAGGCUGUUCUUGCUGUGCAAAAACACAAUUUGGACCUCUAUAAGGACACGACCCUCAUCGGAUUGUAUAGAAUGACGAUUUAUGGUAUUGGACGCACAGGAAAUUGCAUUUCAAAACAGGUUGACAUGUAGACGCAUGUCUGCGCUUUUGCACCUGUAUAUGCACUUACUUUUAUUGGAACAAUAUUGAAUUUUUACAACCGGUGUCAGUACGAAUCUACUCGUUUUGUGGUUUCCUUGUUAUUUCUCCAGUCAUGUCUGUUUCUUUCCUUAACGACCAUUAAAGUAACUUCGCUUAUUAUGAAUUAUUAUUGAUCUGAUCAUUAUUACUAUUGUUGUUGAUACUACAAAUUAUGUUUGUUGUUUUAUUUCCUUGAUAUUGUCUAUUUUAACGCAAGUCUCCUCUCAGCGGUGGAGAUUUUGUCACUUCCUGUUUGUUAUCGCGUUCAUCGUCGACAGCCAGGUCAAUUUGUGUAUCAGAAGAAUGCUGGGAAAACCCUUGGUGGUCACAAACUCUUGCUUCCCCCAAAAUCAAUGGAUUUUUAUUUCUCUUUCUUUCUGUACACUAGCAUUACAAAGACCCGUCAUACAUUUGCGCUGUCUUCUUCUUUUUUUGUGCAUGUAGGUGUUAAAGCUAACUGCCUUUUUUGCCCAGUAAUUUGCCUACUCAGUAACCAUAUACUUUUGCAGAUGGAUUUUGGGUAAUGUAGUCCUUACUUUUUCUGCACUUCCACAUGUGGAUGAACAUUUUGUGUUGUGACUCUUUUUUGUUUUGUUUUUUUGAUGUACAAAUGCCCUAAUGCAUCAGUGUUACCCACACUGCACCUAGCCAAAGUAAUGCAGGGGAAUGUAGUCUUUUUCUCCAAGACCACAAAUAAACUAUUGUUCUUACUCACUAAA